Cucumis sativus (cucumber) is the source of this 880-nucleotide messenger RNA. Its product is annotated as zinc finger protein ZAT18. Bases 259 to 678 code for a protein of 139 amino acids. The transcript has a single exon. Lineage: Eukaryota; Viridiplantae; Streptophyta; Magnoliopsida; Cucurbitales; Cucurbitaceae. The record is from RefSeq and is a predicted model, not a curated record.
UAUUGAGAACCGUCGCAGCACUUUCCGCCAUUAUUCUGCUUCUUCAUCUUACGCGCUCAACUUCAACUUCAACUCCAACUCCAACUCAAUCCCCUCCGCCGCAUCCUCUCAUUCCACACCUACACAAACAUUUCUUAUUCCCAAAUCCACUUUGCCGACAUUACUUUCUAUAUAUACACACCAACACUAACUUUUUCUUCCCAAAUAAUUAAUAUCCUCUAUCUUUUAGACUCCAAAUCCCAAAUCCAAGCAUUACACAUGGCCGAUUCCUCCAUUUUCCAUCAUCCCCCCCGAGUUUUUGUUUGCAAAACCUGUAAUCGUGAAUUUUCCUCCUUUCAAGCUCUCGGCGGCCACAGAGCAUCGCACCGGAAGCCCAAAUUAUCGAUGUCCGGUGAUGCUCUUUGUAAUAGUAAUCAGAAUAAGACGAAGGCUCAUGAGUGUUCUAUUUGUGGUGUUGAGUUUCCCGUUGGGCAAGCGCUUGGUGGCCAUAUGCGACGCCAUCGGAAUUCUUCUCCUCCGUCUCAGGCGAUGAUCAUGACGGCUCAGCCGGUCUCCGAUGAAUCCGAUAGUGAUUGCGGUGUUGGUGGAGGUGUUGAUUUGGAUUUGAAUCUCACCCCCUUGGAGAAUGAUCUGGUUCGCUUGCAGUUGAUGGCUCCCCCAGUCGGUUGCUUCACAUAAUUAUAUUAUCAUAUUCUUAUUUGUAUAAAAUAUUUAAUUUCUUUGAUAUUGAUGAUACACACACACAGAGACUUCGACUUCCACUUUUUCUUUCAGGCUUUAUUUUGUUUCUAUUGCAAUUCCGUUUCAUAAGCACUUUUUAUUUGUUGUACACUAUCAUUCAUAACUAACGGGAAAAAAAGAACUACACGUAGAUUGGUAA